This is a messenger RNA of Cucurbita moschata (crookneck pumpkin), 1476 nucleotides long. RefSeq lists its product as uncharacterized. The record is from RefSeq and is a predicted model, not a curated record. Lineage: Eukaryota; Viridiplantae; Streptophyta; Magnoliopsida; Cucurbitales; Cucurbitaceae. The transcript is spliced from 2 exons. The coding region runs from base 493 to 1224 and encodes 243 amino acids.
CGUAGCGCGAAAAUCAGCCCCGCCGUCACGCUGCCCCGGUGGGCUUCCUCGUCGCUCACACAAACAGUUCUUGAUUUCUCUCCCUUUCUGAUGUCUCCGGUGCGAAUUCUGGUUAUGUAUAAUGGCAAUUGGAUUUUUAGUGAGAAUGGUUUUGAAUUCAAUGGUGACGAACUAAAAGGAAUCAUCGUCGAUGAGAAGAUUACGUAUAUCGAUCUUUUGGACAAAGUCUAUGUCGAGUUUUUCAUUGGUGAGAAUCUUGUAGACGACCGUGUUGUGCAUCACUAUCAAACGUAGAGAAUCACUAGAUCAAGGGGAGGAGGUACGUUAUCCGGUUGCGUUCGAUUCUGGAAGUGAAGUAAUCAAACUUCUGGUUUUGUUCCUACUGCACAAAAGUCUGAAAUUCCUCCCUUUCUUGCUCUUACUGAAAUUGAAGAACAAAACACAACUGCCAUAAGCUGUGGCCCUCAGGCAGACUUGAAUUGUGAUGAUGAGAUGCAAAAUGUUGAUCAACAUCAACAUGAUGAUUGUAAUGAUGAUAGAGGACAUGAUAAUGAGGUAGAAAACAAGCAUAUGCAAGACGAUACGUACGGUUGUAGCGAUGAGAUUCAUCCCCAUACCUCGAAUGAUAUGUAUUUCGAUAGUUUUACCAUCCGAAAUGGCAGAAAAGACGUCCAAGAAUAUGUAACAUGUGAUCCAUUGAACUCGAGCAUUCAACCGUGCUUAUAUUCUGAGCAGCUGAACACUGAUGUACCAAAAAAUUUAACUGUUGAGCAGUUGAUGUCGGAUGAUACUAUAGCAGUGGGUCAGACUUACCCAAGCAAGAAGGAUGUACAGAGCAAGUUAAGUCUUAUGGCCAUAAGGGGAAAUUUCAAGUUCAAGGUAAGGCGUUCGACAAGAGAUUUAUUGUUCAUUUUAUGUGUAGACAAAAGCUGUAAGUGGCGAUUUCGUGCAUCGAAGAUGAACGAUUCGGACUGCUUCUUGAUAAGAAAGUUCCACAUCGUCCAUACUUGUUUGACAGAGAAAGUUCAUUGCAACCAUCAUCAAGCCAGUAGUUGGGUUGUUGGUCAGCUGAUUAAGUCCAAGUUUGAGGAAGGUGCAUCUGAUUAUAGACCAAAUGACAUAAUCAAGGAUGUAGAGGAACAACUUGGAGUUACUAUAUCUUAUGAUAAAGCUUGGAGGACACGGGAAAUUGCUUUUCGAUACCUAAAGAGAUCCCGGGAUUGAGAGAGGCAGUCUCGAGGGAGGCCAAGGAAGGAAAAACCAGUAUCGAUUGACAAAGAGUCGUCUCUACGAUUGUGUGGGACGUGUGGUGGUCGUGGCCACAAUAGAAAAACUUGUAGGACUCUUCUUGUUUUGCAGUGAAGUGCUAGAGAACUGGGAGUUGAUGAAAGAGUAACACCAUGAAUCCCAAACCAAAAUUUAUUUAGGAUAUGUCAUGGGUAAGAGUUUAUAAUACUAAAUAAUAGUUUAGAUGCA